Messenger RNA from Zea mays, 2366 nucleotides. RefSeq lists its product as uncharacterized. Gene Ontology annotation, biological process: positive regulation of growth. The record is from RefSeq and is a predicted model, not a curated record. The transcript has a single exon. Bases 487 to 2190 code for a protein of 567 amino acids. Lineage: Eukaryota; Viridiplantae; Streptophyta; Magnoliopsida; Poales; Poaceae.
CAGAGGCAGGCGAGGCGAGCUCUUCGGCUGCUUGCUUUUGUUGCCUUCCUCCCGCUCCAAUUUAAUGCCACCACACCAGCCAGGAGUUGGGGCCGCGCAUCAAUGGCGUCACCUCUCGCAUCCAGAUCUCACACCUCGUCGUAGCUACUACCUUCGUCUCACUCCUCCUCGUCCCCUUGCUGUCGUUCGUUCGUUCCUUCUACCUCCAUCUCCACUUCUCCACCUUGGGGUUCUUGGCGCACCAUCCGAGAAAUGCUGUUCUCCUUUUUCGGUUUUCCAUUCUACAAGUGCCAGCCUUGCCUUGUCUCGGAGUGUUGACAUCUCUACGUGCUCUGGCCCGCCAUUAAUUCCCUCCUCCCUCACACUGCUGCUGCUGCUGACCGAGGGCGCCUAGCCAGUCACGCACGAAAUCCCAGCGUUCCAAUUCAAACACACCCUUCCUUCUUGGCUACUCCUCUCGACGACGCGACCGGAGCGGAGGGAGUCAUGGUGGCGGAGCCGCUGGUGCACAAGGUGCUCUCCAUGGCGACGUCGUCGUCCUCCUCCUCCAAGAAGGCGCGGCCGGCGGCGGCGAGCGCCAACAAGGGCGGCGCGGCUGCGGCGGGCGACGGCAGGCUGGGCAUCCUGUCCCUGGAGGUGGCCAACGCCAUGUCGCGCGCGGCGAACCUGUACCGCUCGCUCUCCGACGCCGAGGCGGCGCGCCUGCUCGGGCCGCUCUGCCUCGGCUCCCGCGCCGUGCGCGCGCUGGUCCCGGGCGACGACGCGCGCCUCCUGGCGCUCGCGCUGGCCGAGAAGCUCGACGCGCUGAACCGCGUCGCGGCCGUGGCCUCGCGCCUCGGCCGCCGUUGCACGGCGCCGCCGCUCGUGGGCUUCGACCACGUCUACGCUGACCUCCUCGCCGGCCGCUCCGGCGCCACCGGCGCGCUCUUCGCCGUGGCCUCCGCGUCCGACGCCGCGUCGCUCGUGCGCAGGCUCGACCGCCUCGCGGCCGCCACCGCGGCUCUCUACGCCGCGCUCGAGGCGCUCACCGAGCUGGAGCAGUCGGCGCGGAAGCUGCCCACCGACGAGGCCCGCCGCGCGCUGGAGCAGCGGGCGCGGUGGCGCCGCCACGACGUGCGCCGCCUCAGGGACGCCUCGCUCUGGAACUGGACCUACGACAAGGCCGUGCUCCUGCUCGCGCGCGCCGCCUGCGCCAUCUACGCCCGCAUCCGCCUCGUGUUCGGCGACCCCAUGCUGGGGCUCGACCUGCUGCUGGCCACGCCGUCCAGCGAGUCGUCGAGGCAAUGCGACCAGAGCCGGCGGCUCUCCGGUCCAAUAACAGCAAACUCAGGCCCCGUCCGAAGCGAUCUCAGUGAUUGCGGCAACUCAGGGCCGGUUUCCAGAGUCGAUCCGGACAUGUCGCGGCCAGUGAAUCUUCGGUCAGGCUGUGGAGCGAGCCCGGGGAAGAUGCUCAUGGAGUGCUUGAGCCUGAGCAGCUCGGCGUCAUGGAACGAUGGGUUCGAGGACGAGUUCCUGGAAGAUUCCAGCCGCAUCAGCACGAUCAGAUCAGGGAUGCUGGUGCCAUUCAGCAGCGAGCAGGGGCUGUCGACAACGACGACGAUGACGACAACGCCACCAUCCAAGAGUGGCAGGAUUACCAGAAAGGCGGCGCGGUUCGGGCCCAAGAGCACGGUGACAUCACUGGCGCCGCCGUCCACAGUCGGCGGCUCCGCUCUCGCGCUGCACUACGCGAACGUCGUCAUCAUCAUCGAGAAGCUGCUCCGGUACCCGCACCUCGUCGGCGAGGAGGCGCGGGACGACCUGUACCAGAUGCUGCCGUCGAGCCUGAAGGCGGCGCUGCGGAGGAGCCUGAAGACGCACGCGAAGAGCGUGGCGAUCUACGACGCGUUCCUGGCGCACGACUGGCGGGAGGCGCUGGAGAAGACGCUGGCGUGGCUGGCUCCGAUGGCGCACGACACGGUCCGAUGGCAGGCCGAGAGGAACUUCGAGCAGCAGCAGAUCGUGAUGAAGGGGAACGUGCUGCUGCUGCAGACCCUGUAUUUCGCUGACCGGGAGACGACGGAGGCGGUGCUCUGCGAGCUGCUCGUUGGCCUGAAUUACAUCUGCCGGUACGAGCAGCAGCAGAACGCCCUGCUCGACUGCUCCAGCAGCCUCGACUUGGAUGACUGUGUGGAGUGGCAAGUUCAGUAGGGAAGACGAUCGUUUUAAAAUUCUUGGCGGUACAUAUCGAUCUUGUUGAAUCCUUGUGUGAAGCAACAUGAAAACAGGUUUUGUUACUUAGUAAACUCGCAUCAAACGUGUAUGAUUGAAGAUGUUUUUUUUCAGCGACUAGAAGAGAAAAAAAAAAGAAUUAUGUGAUAUGGAAA